UCUUCUAGAGUACGUACGAUACCUUGUGUCUAUUGAGAAGUUGGCAAUUACUCGUACUAUGGCUGCAACUAUGUCUUCAUACGGGAUUAUAGUCCCAGCUUCCCGACACUACUUCAUCGUCAACGCACAACCUGGUGAGGAUGUGGAUAAAAUAAUGGUCCUCAACCCGUCUCCAACUCAAGCACUAAUGAUUCAUGACUCUGGAGACGUCUGCUCUGUGAUGUCUGAUGGCGGACCUGCUUAUACAACUCUUUCAAUGGAAUUUACAACCAAUCACGGAUCAGUAGCCACUGCUAGAUUCGUGGAUGGAUCACAAGGGGUCGAUGAUCAACAGCCUAUUAAUAUUGCCAAGUUUAUAGUCCUGCUAGAGUCUCGUCAAGAAGAUGAUGAUCAUGAUCAUGAAGAAGACGAUGACGACAACUAUGAUGAUGAUGAUGAUGAUGAUGAUGAUGAUGAUGAUGAUGAUCAAACAGAAGAAGAAGAAGAUGAAGAGGAAGAGGAAGAGGAAGAGGAGAACUACAAAUCAGAAGAAGAAAAAGAAGCAAGAGAAGAAAGAGAAGGAGGUGAAGGAGAUGGAGAGAUUUGCGUGAUUUGUCAAGAAGAAUACAAAGGAGGUGAGUUGAUCGGAGCACUGGAAUGCAGACAUGAGUAUCAUCCAAAGUGUAUCAAGAAAUGGUUGCGGAAGAAUAGAGUCUGUCCAAUUUGCAGGUUCACAGAUUUCUCAUUAUAAGUUUUAUGGUUAAUUUUCACAUUUGUUAUUAUCUUUUCUGUUUCUAUGCGUACAUGUUUCAAAUACUGGAAAACUAAAUAUAUAGAAGAUUAUGUUUAGCAAAUUAAUGUUAAUAAUUAGAAACCCAAAAUCAGCUUACAAGACAUUGAUAGCUA
Lactuca sativa (garden lettuce) is the source of this 885-nucleotide messenger RNA. NCBI's taxonomy places the organism in Eukaryota, Viridiplantae, Streptophyta, Magnoliopsida, Asterales, Asteraceae. The record is from RefSeq and is a predicted model, not a curated record.